AUAUUUCCAGUCUUACUCUUACCGCAUGCUUUGGCCACACGCCACUCUCUCCAGUCUCCACCACCACCACCACUGCUAAACAACACAUAACAGAAAUGGAAAAACACGCACUGAUUUCUUAAGCUUUUAAGCCAAGCCAUGAACAACAAAAACAUGUUUAAGUUAGUGAAGCUAAGAACAUAGCAACUACCCCAAUUAUUUCCUACAACUCGUCCCAUCUAUGAGUCAACGCCAACCAUUUUCAUUUUCCCAUUAAUCAUUCCAAUAAAAUUCCACAGCCGAACACAUAGCGCGCGCACAAAAAACAAAACUUUACUUCCAAAGUGGGUAGUUGUGUAGUACAAAAAAAAUUCUUACAAAUCGCCUUUUUAGAAAUUGGUUUGUAGUACCACACAGUUGCGUUGUACUACAUGCAGAGAGGGAUAUUGAUGAAGGUUCAUCUGUAUUCAUAUAUAAAUAGCGCACUUUGCUGCUUAUUUUCACCUAUGCUAUUGCCUUCUACAUACUGGUCUUUUUAUCAUCAAUACUAACGGCUAUUUCAACGUUGAAGGACUCGUUCUAUUGGUGCGUCUACGUUCUGUUCUGAGUUUCACUGAUUUGAAAGCUGCAAAACUCUGGAUUGUGGUUUUUUCUGUCUCAGACUUUGUUGUUUUAGGUGGCCAAUAUUAUUGUCCUUCUUCAUCUUUUUCUGAUCCUGAUCGUGGAGAAUUGAAAGCUUUGGUCUUUGUCUCAAAGAUUCCAUUUUUGUUUUUGGGUGUAGUUGAAGAGGAAAGAAGAAUUAAGCGGUGAGGAUUUGAUGAAUCCAAUGGAAAUCAAUAGUAUAAACAGUGAAGAUCUCAAAGAAAUUGAGAAUUGCAACAGAGAGGACCCUGAACAGCCGCAGAUUGAGGGUGAGGAGCUGAACAGGAUAGCUACAUGGGGAAAGCAAAUCACUGUCCGGGGACUAAUAGCUAGCUUACUGAUUGGAAUCAUUUACAGUGUGAUAGUGAUGAAGCUGGGCCUUACAACUGGACUAGUACCUAAUCUCAAUGUCUCGGCUGCACUGCUUGGCUUUGUGUUCAUUAGGACUUGGACUAAGCUCCUUUCCAAAGCCAAUAUUAUUUCAACACCUUUCACUCGGCAGGAGAAUACCGUAAUCCAGACUUGUGCAGUGGCUUGCUACAGCAUCGCCAUAGCAGGUGGUUUUGGUUCUUAUCUCUUGGGAUUGAAUAGGAGGACAUAUGAGCAAGCAGGGAUUGAUACAGAAGGGAAUACACCUAACAGCAUCAAGGAACCUGGAAUCGGCUGGAUGACAGCCUUUCUCUUCGUUACCAGUUUUGUAGGGCUAUUGGCGCUGGUCCCCAUAAGAAAGAUAAUGAUAAUAGACUACAAAUUGACUUAUCCCAGUGGAACAGCUACUGCAAUUCUUAUUAAUGGAUUCCAUACUCCUAAAGGAGACGCCAUGGCCAAGAAGCAGGUUCACGGUUUCAUGAAAUACUGCUCAUUCAGUUUCCUUUGGGGAUUCUUUCAAUGGUUUUAUACGGGUGGAGAUCAGUGUGGGUUUGUUCAGUUUCCAACUUUUGGAUUGAAAGCUUGGAAAAACUCAUUUUACUUUGAUUUCAGCAUGACUUAUGUUGUAAAUCUAUCCUUGCUUCUCGGUGCUGUGCUUUCGUGGGGCAUUAUGUGGCCAUUAAUCGGCAGACUAAAAGGCGAAUGGUUCCCUGCGAGCCUACCAGAAAGUAGCAUGAAGAGUCUUAAUGGUUAUAAGGUCUUUGUUUCAAUCGCCUUGAUCCUUGGUGAUGGGAUCUAUAAUUUUGUCAAAAUUCUCUGUUUCACAGCCAUUAAUAUCUAUGCAAGCAUGCAAAAGAAGAAGCGUAAUACAUAUUUGGAGAACCAGAGGCAGCUGUCUCAUGACGAAUUUAGACAGAAUGAAGUGUUUAUAAGAGAUAGCAUUCCAGUAUCGUUGGCGGUUGCAGGGUACAUAUUGCUCAGCAUCAUUUCCAUCAUUGUGAUACCUUUGAUGUUCCCCCAAAUGAAGUGGUAUUUUGUGGUGGUUGCCUAUAUUCUUGCACCUGCUCUUGGAUUUUGCAAUGCUUAUGGUGCAGGAUUAACUGACAUGAACAUGGCUUAUAACUAUGGCAAAGUGGCUCUCUUUGUGCUUGCAUCCUUGGCCGGAAAAACUGACGGUGUAGUUGCAGGGCUUGUGGGGUGUGGCUUGAUCAAAUCAAUUGUUUCCAUUUCUUCUGAUUUGAUGCAUGAUUUCAAGACCGGCCAUCUCACUUUCACAUCCCCUCGUUCAAUGCUUCUAAGCCAAGCAAUCGGCACUGGGAUAGGCUGUGUUGUGGCUCCACUCACAUUCUUCCUUUUCUACAAUGCCUUUGAUGUUGGGAAACCAGAUGGUGAUUACAAGGCCCCAUAUGCCCUCAUUUAUAGAAACAUGGCCAUUCUUGGCGUCGAAGGCUUUUCCGCCCUCCCCCAUCAUUGCCUGCAACUUUGUUAUGGUUUUUUCGCGUUUGCGAUAGCAGCCAACUUGGUGAGGGAUCUUUCCCCCAAGAAAGUUGGAAGAUGGAUUCCACUUCCAAUGGCAAUGGCUGUCCCUUUCUUAGUUGGUGGAUACUUUGCAAUUGACAUGUGUGUGGGUAGCUUGAUUGUGUAUUCUUGGCACACACUGAAGAGUGAGGAGGCAAAUUUGAUGGUUCCUGCAGUUGCUUCUGGUUUGAUUUGUGGUGAUGGAUUAUGGAUUCUACCUUCAUCCCUUCUCGCUUUGUUCGGGGUUCGGCCACCAAUCUGCAUGAGCUUCUUUACAUCCAAGUAG
Arachis ipaensis is the source of this 2794-nucleotide messenger RNA. RefSeq names its product metal-nicotianamine transporter YSL3. Gene Ontology annotation, molecular function: oligopeptide transmembrane transporter activity; iron-nicotianamine transmembrane transporter activity. The record is from RefSeq and is a predicted model, not a curated record. Gene Ontology annotation, biological process: seed development; response to iron ion. NCBI's taxonomy places the organism in Eukaryota, Viridiplantae, Streptophyta, Magnoliopsida, Fabales, Fabaceae. Gene Ontology annotation, cellular component: plasma membrane.